GAUAUAGGCUAUUCAGAAAAGCAUCCUUGCUUUGUGAUUUAAUUAAGCACCAGGACAUAAAUAAAUCGCACAGCUAAAUAAUGUAAUGUUUUCUUAAAACAAAAACGCUUAAUCUCAAAUUGGAGCUCAAUUUUUCCAUAUUAGGGCAUAGAUAGUGGACUAAACGUACCUAGCCGCAAAUGCGUAUGGAAAAUCUAAACACCGACACUGAUAAUUCUAGCGAAUAGGCAACGGGAUAUCGGGCGUCCUUUUGUCUCCAACAUUAGAAGAGGCAUUUAGACUUCAACAGCAUAUAACCGCCCUCCGAUUCCCCCCUCCCAGACAGAUUUGCCCCAGCACCUCCUCUACAUUGGCCCAGCAGCGGCUGAACAGCGUCCUUGCACUUUACUAGGCUGUAACCACUGCCAUCAGCUCAACUUCUUCAGCAUCGCUUCAGCCGCCUCUGCCGCUGCUGCCGGAGCCUAUCUUCAGUCUCCCCCGUCCAGUCCUUUGGCUGUCUACAUCGGAUACACAGUCGUCCGUCGUUUUUCGUCAGUUAGACACAGGCGUAUGUGUGUUUUUGAUUAAUCUGAGGACAUUUCCCAUAGAUAAGAACAGUCUGCACCAAAGACGGGCUUCGGGUUUUACCCAAAGAUACAUCACCGAGGUUUCGUUUGAUCACUUCCACAUCAAGCCGCAGUCAUGGAUGAGAUGGACUUGCCCCAGAUGAAGAAGGAGGUAGAAAGCCUCAAGUAUCAGCUGGCCUUCAAACGGGAGAAAUCCUCAAAGACAGUGACAGACCUGGUGAAGUGGAUCGAGGAGUGUGUGCCUGAGGACCCUUUCCUGAAUCCUGAGCUGAUGAAGAACAAUCCAUGGGUGGAGAAGGGCAAGUGUGUGCUUCUAUAGAAGAGUAGCAACAGCAGCAGCAGCAGCAGCAGUGGUCGCCCCAGCCCUCCGUCUGAGCCUCCACCAGGCCUGACAGGAUCACACGGCGCUUGCUCUUUCUGUUUCAUUCCCUCACCAUGAAUGUACAGCAGUUUAGCAUCCACUGCACAACAAAACACACACUCGCACACACAUUAGCUCUAUAUAGUCACUUGCAGAACUUGACACUUUGACAUGCAUUACUAUGAUAUUUAUAACCAUCAAUGUAUCUUUAUAUGCAGUUAGUGGAAUUUCUCUUGCCUAUUCGACUUCAGUGUUGUCGCCGCUGCUUGCACGCUUGAUCUUGAGUUCAAGCAUGUAGUGUCGACAUCGAAAUGCCAGAAAAGGCCUGUUAGACAACAUACCGCAUGACAGAGGCGAAAAGAAAUGGCAAAAGAAUGGCUCAAAAAGGCGAAGGCAGCAAAUCUGUGAGUUUCCCUCUGUUAGGCAGCAUGUUCAGUUCCCCUGCAGGCCCGUGCACUAUUUACACCACACUCAGCACUCUCACUUACAGACCGUUUUUAAACAUGUACUGAUCGUUUUAAUUUAUUAACUUAUUUAUGAGCAUUAAUUUAUAUAUUUAUGGUUUGAUUCACUACCGAAGCUGUCGGCACCGACUGCUUUAGAAGCUACAAUGGACCUGCUGUUGUUCAACUGCACCCUUCCUUCCUUGAAAGCUAAAGGAUAAAAAAAAAAUCGCAUCUUGCCAGGUCACCAUCGAAUACUGCCUUGUACACAAUUUCCUUAAAAAGAAUGUAUGUGUGUUGUGAGGGACUAGUAAACCAUCAGCACCCUUCAGCAUUGAAUGGAUAUGCAAACGGAGAGGUUGUGCACUGGCCAAGGCUUUUCUUUUUCUUAGAUUAAUAGCUCAAUCUGCAUUUAUGGCAAGGGUGUGGGGUUAAUUUAUGACUUUUGAUUUGUUCAUGUUUUUAUAUAUUCAAACAGUCGAAACCUGUCUAAUUAUCUAGAGGUGUAUUACAUAUGAGAAUGCUUUGAGAAAAUAUGCAUAAGAUCAAGUACUAGUUUAAUAAAAAGCAAUAAGUGAUUAGAUUUUUUAUUGAAUGUUUUACAAAACAUCUUAU
This is a messenger RNA of Sinocyclocheilus rhinocerous, 1985 nucleotides long. Its product is annotated as guanine nucleotide-binding protein G(I)/G(S)/G(O) subunit gamma-13-like. The coding region runs from base 682 to 885 and encodes 67 amino acids. The transcript is spliced from 3 exons. The record is from RefSeq and is a predicted model, not a curated record. Gene Ontology annotation, molecular function: G-protein beta-subunit binding. NCBI's taxonomy places the organism in Eukaryota, Metazoa, Chordata, Actinopteri, Cypriniformes, Cyprinidae. Gene Ontology annotation, cellular component: heterotrimeric G-protein complex. Gene Ontology annotation, biological process: phospholipase C-activating G protein-coupled receptor signaling pathway; sensory perception of taste.